Molecule: messenger RNA, 951 nt
Organism: Perca fluviatilis (European perch)
Lineage: Eukaryota; Metazoa; Chordata; Actinopteri; Perciformes; Percidae
Gene: emd
Product: emerin (Emery-Dreifuss muscular dystrophy)
Exons: 7
Coding region: 298-789 (163 amino acids)
Source: RefSeq, a predicted model, not a curated record
CCCUGUAUUUGUGAAUACAAAUAUCUGAAGAUCUAAAACUGUGUAUGUUGCGUAUCAUUGCACAUUUUUAAGCGGGUGUAUGUAUGGAAACCCUGGAGAUAGAUCACACCACUGCCAUGGAUGUAGAAGCCUGCCAGCAGAACACUACUUGAGUAGGCGUGUAGCAUGGCUCGUAGUAUCCGUAGGUGUGCCGAGAGCGUCGUCCGGAUAUGGGCGCCAGUUCCACCCACUUCGCUGCUCUAGCCUGCUCCUCGUCCUGGCUCUCAGCAACCCCGGACUGGUCUGUCUUUUCCAAGGAUGGCUUUGAGUGAGAAAAGUAAUGAGGAGAUCAGCAAGUUGCUUGCUAAAUAUGACAUCAAACAUGGACCCAUAGUCGACACUACUCGAAAGCUGUACGAGAAGAAGCUUGAAAAGGUGAUGAAGAGCGCUCCAGUGCAAUCCUCGCCUGAUAAGACCUACUACAGAGAGGAAGCGGAGGAAAUUACCUACAUCACGUACCACCAGUCCAGUCCGGUUCAAGCGGUGUAUUCGGACAUGCUGAAACGAAGAGGCAACGUUGAGCCAGAUGAAGCCAAGGAAUCGGACCAAGGCACAGAGCCCCCUAUCCAGAGCACAAACAGAGCAGCCAAUCACAGCACAAUACGAUCCGGGGAGCUGGUCAGAAAGUCUGGAGGCUGGAGCCUGUGGAAGGUGAUACGGCUGCUGCUGCUGUUAGCCGUGUUAGCAGCUUUCCUCUACUACUCCUACUGCCGUCUGAACGAUAUAGAAAAUCCUUUUGCGAUUCAAUAAAAAGAUAAUCAGUUUUUUUUUUCCUCAUUCCAAUACAAAUAUCUUAUAAACAGUCACUCCAGAAAAAUGCGAUUAUGCGAUCGCAUAAUUCAAUGCAUAAUCAGCCAAAGUCUUUUUUCAAAUACGCCACAUAAAUUGCAGAUUUCUGCACAAAAUAUGCGG